UUGUGUUGCUGUCUCAUUAUCUGUGUCUUGUCUUGCUGUGUUCGUCGACUGGUUACCCGUUCGUUCUGAAAGAAAAGUACGGAGACGCGUACGAAACAUAUUUUGCUACAUUUAGUAAUAAAAAUGCUGUUUAGUGAAAUAUCGUAGUGAACUAGAGCGUGAAAGACGUUCACAAAGUAGUAUGCAGUGUAUUUUUAAGUCAUAACACUGCAUAUACUUGUACAAAUUUCUUCGACAAUGAGAAUAAUUAAGUAGGUCUGUAGUUUACCUUCCAGUCUUUGUCUCUGAUCUUUUUAGUGCAAAGUGUUUACCAAGCAUGGGUUUACUUAUAUCAAAGAUCUGGAGUUUGUUCGGGAAUGAGGAACACAAACUAGUCCUGGUGGGCUUAGACAAUGCUGGUAAGACCACAAUACUGUACCAGCUGUUGUUGGGAGAAGCGGUUCACACACGGCCAACAAUUGGCUCCAAUGUCGAGGAGGUGGUCUGGAGGAACCUGCGCUUCGUGAUGUGGGACCUCGGAGGCCAACAGAGCUUGAGAUCAGCCUGGAACACUUACUAUACCAAUAGUGAGUUCGUGAUAAUGGUUAUUGACUCGACGGAUCGUCAGCGGCUGAACAUAAGUCGCGAGGAGUUGCAUCAGAUGUUGAAACACGAGGAGCUAAGUCGAGCCUGCCUUCUUGUCUACGCGAAUAAACAGGAUGUGAAAGGAUCGAUGACAGCAGCGGAGAUAUCAGAACAAUUGGACCUGACGUCCAUAAAGCAGCACCCCUGGCACAUACAGGCCUGCUGCGCGCUCACCGGCGAAGGAUGACAAUACUCAAAGACUCUUUAAUGGGAAAAGAUGGAUGAUGCCGAUGAUGCUGUGUUGUGUCUGGACUGUACGUGAAAUCAAACAUAGCCGUCGGAUGUCAAUCAAUAUGAACCCGAUGCCAGAUCUACAGAGAUAUAAGAUGUUCACAUAAGCAACUAGCGGACCCUACAUAACUACAAUUUUUAUUUUUAUUACUUUUAUUUUGUAAAUUUGAAGCGUUCAGGUUACCACCCCAACUCGUAUGAAUUUCCAUUCAACUUGAUCCAGCCGUUCAGGAAGAGUUUUGUUUUAGUUACACUCGUACAGUAUAAUGUUAAAGGUAUUUAAAGAUGUAAAUUAAAGCUGUUUUAGACAACUCUUAAUGCACUCAUUCAUCAUUACACCAGCCUAUUGCUAAUAAGGUUCGAGGGGUGAAUAAUUAUUUCAUAAUAUAAAGCUUUAUUCACUCAUAUAUCGGGAUUGAUAUAAUUGUCAAUUAUGAUCACAUAAUAAUCACUUACCAUAAUUGCUACUGUACUAACGUUUACAAAAUUUGUCAAAAUGCACAUGCUCAAUGUAGAUAAAUCAAAAAUAUGAUUUAUGAACCUGUUCAAUUCAUGCAAGUGUUAUCGAAUAGCCUUGCUUUUAUUAAAGCUAAGUAACUGUAAUGUUGUGAAAUUAAUUGAUGAAGGUUUCGUUUUUUUUUUUCUAGCCUCGAAGGUCCCGCCAAAAUAGUUCUAAAGCUCUAUCCCGUGCUACUAAUGUAUUCUGAUUGUUUUUUCCAGAGUACUUACAAGUUACUUACAAUCAUAGCGUAUAAAUGGAAUAUUUAAGAGCGAGAAAAGUCCUUUUUCAGCAAUAUAUUACCACCAGUUUGCCAAGCCAAUUUGAACUAUAAAUGAAAGAAAGUGGCAAUUGUAAUAAGUGAUUACAGGGCACCUGAAUACAGCUGACUCUUGCCACGAUCAAAGCACUCGUGUGGAAGGGGAAAAUACUCGACUGAUUAUAGAAAAUUGUUUCAAAUUAGACAUCCAAUUACCUAUAGAACGAGAACGUGUCUAAAAAUAAACUGAAUUGAUUACUAACAUAAAUGAAAAAGUAUUACAGGAGCUGUAGGUUGUCAGUGAAUUCAUGUUUAUUUAAUUUAGUUAUGAAGUUAUUCUAUUGUUUAACUAAAUCCAUUUUUAUCGAUGUAUGUAUAGAAAGCCCUUGAACAAAAAAACUAAGAUAUUGCCAACAUAAUGAAGUCUACGAAAAGGAUGGAAGGUAUAAAUCGUUUAUUAUUUCAUUGAUUUCUAAAGAAAAAUAAACUUUAAAGAAAACAAAAUGUCAACGUAAGUUCAUAUAAAAUAACGAUGCUCAUGUGUCGCAAUGCACUCAGUUUUCAGACGAAUUGUCACCAACUCUAUUAAACUUAUUGCAAUGUUCUCCCUCGCGUAUACGGGUUUCCCUGUUAAAGUAAUUACAAGUGUCGUAAUCGCAAUCCAGUCUCGUGCCGACACUGUGGAUAUAGAUUCGUAUUUCAUUUAUUUUAAAAUAGAAGUAACGAACGCGUCUCAAAAUGGAUUGGAAAAUAAAUGUAAAUGUAAUGUGAAAUGUAUUUGUUGGUUGUGUGGUACGUUAUUUCUUAUUCAUCUAGAUAUACACUCCUACUGUUGAGCAUGACAUUUUUAUUGCCUAUGUUAUGAAAAUUCCACCUGAAACAUUUGUAUUUUGUCCAUUUUAGUACCAGACGGCUGACCCUCAUACAUCAACUUGUUCAUAACCCAAUAAAAACUGUAAAUUUCAUAAAGAUACUUUUUUCCAGUCUAAAAACAUGUAUAUUAGUUUAAACCAUGUACAUUUAAGUAAUAAACUGUAACAUAAAAUAGAAAAUUUCAAAUCAA
This is a messenger RNA of Trichoplusia ni (cabbage looper), 2676 nucleotides long. It is a transcript of the gene Arl5, whose product is annotated as ADP-ribosylation factor-like protein 5B. Gene Ontology annotation, molecular function: GTPase activity; GTP binding. The transcript has 5 exons. Gene Ontology annotation, biological process: intracellular protein transport; protein localization to Golgi membrane; vesicle-mediated transport. Bases 317 to 811 code for a protein of 164 amino acids. Gene Ontology annotation, cellular component: cytoplasm; trans-Golgi network. The record is from RefSeq and is a predicted model, not a curated record. NCBI's taxonomy places the organism in Eukaryota, Metazoa, Arthropoda, Insecta, Lepidoptera, Noctuidae.